CAUUUUUGAAAGCCAACCAGAAAGUAAGCUAAGUAAGGCGUAAUCGUGUUGUCGCAGUUUAAAAUUGCAUUUAGUAUAACAUUAACAAUCUUCGAGAGAUGAACAGGAACACAACUUAUAAGUUGUUAUAGUUGACAAAAAUAAAACAUAAACACCUGACUAUUUAUAAAUUAUCGAGAUUGAUUUGAAGAAAACAAAAAAUAGAAAUAAACCAGUAAAUCGUGUUAACUCACGUGAGGUUAUUUUAUUGAAUAACUGACAAAAGUGUAUUUUUGUUUUGAGUAUAAUAUAAUUAAUUGUAUAUGCAUCAUAAUUAUUUGAAACAUCAUGCAUAACGAAAUAUAUGAUAUGGAUAAAAAGUUGUGCUUUAGUGAUUGUUCGAAUUCAAUGUCUGUCCCCUCGCCCUGUUCUUCACAAUCUUCGAUGUCCUCGGGGACAUCGGGAUACUCCAGUGCAAACAAUCUACCCCUGAUGAACUUUCCACAAUACGAUAUCAAUAGCAGUGAUAUUAACAUGACAUUCGUCCCUGCAUCACAGAAUUUCGACACAUCACACUUCAUUCAGAGGACAGCGAUGGCGACAGUCGACCCUAAUGCAAGUGUCCUUAUCGAUGGCAAAACAGUUAGUUACACAAGUCAAUUAAUUUUGCACGAAGAGCCAACAGAGAAAUUCCGUUUCCGGUACAAAUCGGAAAUGCACGGUACACAUGGUUCCCUGAAUGGUCAGCGAUCGGAGAAGAACAGAAAAACCUUUCCCGAAGUUGAGUUGAAAAACUUCACCGGGCAAGGAGUCAUCCGUUGCAGUUUAUACCAGACGAAUCUGGACAAGCCGUCGCCACAUUCUCACCAGUUAGUGGUGCGCAAAGAUGACAUGGACGAAUGUGAUCCCCAUGAUGUUUACGUGUCCCCGGAAAAAGGCUACAUAGCCCGUUUCGAGAACAUGGGAAUUAUUCACACAGCAAAGAAAAACAUUUGCGAUGCACUUUAUGCUAAGAAAAAACAAAAAAUGAAAUUCGAAAUGGGCCUCACGGAGCUUUCACAGCGCCAAGAGAAGACUUUGCGAGAUGAGGCAGAACGUGAGGGAAAACAUAUGAACUUGAAUCAGGUUCGCUUAUGCUUUGAAGCCUUUAAAAUUGUCGAUGGUGGAUGGAUGAAGAUAUGCGAACCGAUAUUUUCCCGCCCGAUCAACAAUCGAAAAAGUGCCCUCACGGGUGAAUUGAAGAUCUGCCGACUAAGCAGUGUAGCUGGUGGUGCUGCUGGUGGCGAAGACAUCAUAUUGCUUGUGGAAAAAGUAAGCAAGAAAAACAUUCAAGUUCGAUUCUUUGAGAUGCGUGACGACGAUUUGGUUUGGGAGGCAUUUGGUGAUUUCUCCGAUGCCGAUGUACAUCAUCAAUAUGCCAUAACGGUGAGAACGCCACCGUACAAAAACAAAGACAUUGACAAAAGCGUAGAUGUGUCGAUUGAGUUGGUCAGAAAGAGCGAUGAUGAACGAAGUACACCAGUUGAUUAUCGAUACAAGCCGCGUGAAAUAAUUUUGUCGAGGAAGAGGAGACGCACAUCGUAUUCGACAUCGACCACUUCAAGUGCUGUAAGUUCAUCAGAACUUCCUGAAUCUGUUGUAACAGGAAUGCAUCCUGUGGCACCACAUUCACCGCAGACCAUAAGUCAGGAGUUCAAUAAAAGCGAGGAGCUAAACGCCCUUUUGCAAACGAGUUCCUAUGAAACAUCAUUCCAGCGUUAUAUGCUGAAAGUCACAAAUGAUUCGGCCGAACUAGCUCAGAAUAUAAAUCCCGACCUAUUUAACGAUCUGUGUAAACUAAUUGGACCAGAUGGUGAACUCCAAACAGAUGGUGAAACAACUAACAGUAGACACAGAACAAAGUUUUCAGACCCAUGUACAUCGUCGAAGAAAAUAAAUCCCAUGUCAACUCCACAUCAACCACAACAUCCCGCUAUGAGACAUCUCAGAAGUGCCAUCAAGGAUAAACCAUCCACUCCUGAGCAGGUUGCAACAACAAUUCGUAGAAUAUUUGAGGAUUUUUCUGCCGAAAAUGACAGUGGCGACACAAUAGUUCAUGACAUGGUAAAGAACGGUCAAAGGAAUGAUGCGAUUAUUCUUUUUAAGAUUCUUUCGAAGCUCAACUUGACCGACUUGCUGUCACAAACAAACAACCUCGGACAAACACCACUACAUACAGCGUGUCUAUACGACCAGCCUAUGUUUAUCAGACCUCUUUUGGGACUGAAUUGCGAUCUUAACGUGCAGGAUAGUGAGGGCGACACAGCUCUACACAUUGCAAUCACCGAAAAUCUCAAAGAAUGUCUUGAAGGAUUUGCAUCCUUCAUAUCAUCAUCAGCAGAUGGCGUUAAGUUCAAUGCCAAUUUAGCCAACGACAACGGCUUUACCCCUCUUCAUUCCGCCAUUAGGCAGGGCAAUCUCAACUUUAUUGAGGUUCUCCUCACCAAGUGCAAUGCUUCUGCAAAGGUUGCAAGUUCCCGUGAUGGCAACAAUGCUCUGCACUUAGCUGUUCAACAUCAAAGUCCGGAAAUGAUCAAGUGCCUCCUGAAUCACGGAAAAAUUCAAGUAAAUGCUAAAAACCGUUCGGGACACACAGCUAUCGAUCUAGCAAAGGCCCUAGAUGGCAAUGUUAAAAAAGAAAUUCUAGACCUUCUGAUGACAAAGCUACCUGCAUCGAGCAACAUCAAUAGUAAUAACAAUGUCGAACAACAAACAGCUGAUGCCAUCAAAGACGAACCAGAAGAAGAAAAUGACAGUUCAACUGAGGAAGAUGAUUCUUUGAGUUCAGAAAUCGAUGAACGCAACGAGGAAUUGCACUUUAAGCGAUUACUUCAAGACGAAGCUAAAUGUCGUAGUUUGGGAGAGAUUUUGGAUGUUGACAAUAAAUGGAAGAAACUUGGCAGCGAACUGAAAUUGGAUCAUUUACUAUUUCUUUGGCCCAAUGGAGAAACUAUGCUGAAGUUUCUUGUCGCAACUGAUGAUAUGAGUGCGAUGAAGAUUUUAAAUGCCUUGCACACUGUCGAUCCGGAAGUUGGAAACAAAGCAAUGGCCAUGUUGAAAACAUAAUUUUGAUAUUUUCUCUUUGUUUUUUAUAUACCUAUUAAAAAGUAUAUUUGUAUGAAUGUAUUGAGAGUAGAUUUAAGUUUGUAAAUAUGUAGUUGUUAUGUUUACUAAAAAAAUAUUAUAUUCGUAAAAAAAAAUUAUUUUUAUAAAUAAAACUAUCUUCUAUUAUUAAAGUUUUUUUAAACUUUAUUAAAAA
Molecule: messenger RNA, 3277 nt
Organism: Eupeodes corollae
Lineage: Eukaryota; Metazoa; Arthropoda; Insecta; Diptera; Syrphidae
Product: nuclear factor NF-kappa-B p110 subunit-like
Exons: 2
Coding region: 328-3084 (918 amino acids)
Biological process (GO): innate immune response; cellular response to stress; inflammatory response
Cellular component (GO): cytoplasm
Molecular function (GO): DNA binding; DNA-binding transcription factor activity; protein binding
Source: RefSeq, a predicted model, not a curated record